AUGCUCAACACUACUUCUGCUGAGGCCAACUUAGUUGUUGGGUCUGAUUCUUUUGACUUUAUCCAUGAUACCGGUGCUACCAGUCACAUUUGCAAUAACAUCUCAUAUUUUUCUUCUCUUCGUCCCACUUCGGCUACCAUUCGUGGUCUUGGUUCUGCUACUGCUGAGGGGGUUGGCGACAUUGUCGUCGAUCUUCUUGGUAAAGAUGACCAGCCUUGUGACCGCGUUGUUCUUCGAGAUGUUUUAUAUGUUCCUAAGAUUCCUCGCAAUUUAUUUGCUGCUCGUCGAGCUACUGCUGGUGGUUGUCGGUUCAUUCAAGACCUUAACCAUAUUUCUGCUGUCGAAAAUGGCAAAACUCGAGUCCACGCCAUUGCCAUGGGUGACUUGUACUUUUGUCGUUUCCGAGUUGUUUUGCCUUCCAAGCCAGUCCAUGAGGUGUUUGCUGUUGAGUCGUCUGCCAAUCUUUGGCACAAGCGACUUGGUCACGCCAGUGUGGACGUUCUCAAGAAAUUAUCUAAGUCACUUUCUGUCAAGCCUACUCAUUUUGAGGUUGUGGAUAGUCAUAAGUGUGACGCUUGCUUGGGUGGCAAAGCCACAGCAUUGCCAUUUAAUGGUACCACAGAAAAAGCUAGUCGUCCUUUGGAAUUAUUUGUUUCUGAUUUGAGCGGUCCUCAUGUCGCUACCCCUGUGGGUCAUCGUUAUGUCUUAACCAUUAUGGAUUAUUAUUCCAGGUACUCUUAUGUGGAGUUGUUGGUUAGGAAAAGUGAUGCAAGUCUUGCCAUUCGUAACUUUAUUGCUAGGUGUGAAUCUUAUUUUUCUGGUGAUUCUGCUGGUGAUCGAGUUGCAUAUUUUCAUUCUGAUAAUGGCGGCGAAUACAUUUCCAAAGACCUGGAGCAGUUCUUUGUGUCUAAGGGUAUCAAGCAUACUUAUACAGUUCCUCAUACUCCUCAGCAAAAUGGUGUUGCUGAGCGAUUGAAUCGCACAUUAUUUGAAAAAGCCAAGUCUAUGCUUUUAUAUGCUCAUGCUCCUGAGUAUUUAUGGGGUGAAGCUGUCAAGUCUGCUAAUUAUAUUAGGAACCGUCUUCCUAGUCGUACCACUGGUGGUGUUGCACCUCUUCAACUUUGGACGGGUAAACCUCCUAGUUAUCACCAUAUGAAAGUAUUUGGUUGUCAAGCUACAGUUGUUCUUCCUGGUGCUAAAAGAGAAUCUAAGUUAAGUUCAAAUACUGAAACUGGUGUUUUUGUUGGGUAUUCUUUGGAUCGUACAGCUUAUCGAGUUCUUCUUGAUUCAAGCAUUGUUGAAGCCAGGAUCUUCUCCGCUAUGUCUAAUCACGGAAACACUACAGGAGUCAAUGAAGGACCCUCAUCCUUCGAGUCAGCCAGCACUGGAAGUUCUGUUGCCCACUCAACAUCUGAGACCCAUUCAAAGAACAACGCCAGCUCUUAUGAGACAUUCGCCGAUCUCCCUGUUCAUCGUCAAAUUGAUCUCGCUGACCGUUCUGGAUUUACCGUUAGACAAUUGACCAUUGCCAACAUACCAGUUUGUUCCGAAGGAUGUGAAGCUGAAUUAAAAGUCUUAGCAGACUUGACAGCUUACAUUAGAAACUCAAACUUCAAAGCUAGUCCUCCCCCAUCUCAAAAGGUUAUGAGCUCCUUUGACGCUCCUCAAGCGCCAAAUUUCAAACAAUUUCUCUACAAAAGUGAAUUGGAUUUUUGGAUAUACGGUCUUAUUGGGCAAAUUAACAGCUGCGGCCGGAGUUUUUGGAACAACUAUAUCUAUAAGCCAAUUGUUGGCCAUACUGCCCUUCAGCUUGGUUACGGUAUCAGGUUUGAGAGGGCCCUUGAUGAACUACUCAAGGUUUACAUUUUAAAAACCACGCCUGCAGCUAACCUGGCUGCAGCUGAACAGGCCCGGUGGGACACGUCGCCCGAGUUUCUAAAACUCCACCUAUGGAUUCGGCAGCCCGCUGACCUGGGGCGAGUGCUCUCAUUUUACCAACGUCUUAAUCAUAUUGGUUUGCGCAUAUCCCCAAGCCCUGAGCUUAACAUUGUAUUUGCGAUGACGCAAGCUAUCUCAGUAGGAGUUCCGGGUCCUAGUUAUUUCGCCGGGCUUACCAGCAGUGAAAUUGAAACCAAAAUACAAGCUACUGUUACUGAAGCUUCCAAGUGGGCCUCUGUAGUGGAGCAAUAUUUCUUUAACAACCCGGAUGGCACCUUUCACCGUGACCUUAUAUUAGCAGUGCUGAAUAACAACAAGGUUUCAGCAGCUGCUCGCGAAGAUCCUCAGAGUCAUCUCUGGGGGAUUACCAAGUUUGUCGACAUUUUCAAGUCAAGAUCUGGAGGAUGGAGCCCCUGUGAUUCAGUUGAAAUCCCAGCGCUAGUUGAAGCAACUUCUGCAGCCUUCGUAAAAGGUCGAAGAAUUAUUGACGGUUCGACAAAAGUGGUGCCAAAGCAGGAACCCAAGCAAGAACCCAAGCAGGAAUCCAAGCAGGAAACUUCGAAGAAAGCUGGCCACUCUGAUACCAAGCAUGGAAAAGGGAAGCAGUGGUCCAAGGGGUCCGGUGGCAACAAGAGGCGCAACAAUGAAGACAAGCAAGCUAGAAAGUCGAACUCUGAUGGUCAAAACAGAGUUGCUGCCUUGAAAGCUACCGAAUACCUUGAGGUGGCUCGCGACGAUGUUGAAACUCUUUGCUCUGUUGCUCGGGCUAUCCAAGACAUAUUUGAUAAUGACGGCGGAAGCAGUGAUUAUUCGCCAGUUGCUUUUCUUCCACCUGCCAACCAAAUCGCCUCUGUGGGUGAAACAAAUCUUCCAAAUGUUCUCGAUUCUGGAAAUGCUACUGGUCACCUUAUCUCAGACAACAGCUACUUUGUGUCGUAUGAGAAAUACAGCAGCCCCAAAACUAUCAGCUCCUAUGGUGGUUCCGACAUCGUGUUAGAAGGGGAAGGUAAAAUUGCUGUUGUAUUAAAAGGUGACGGUGGCACCAAUAUUUGCCAUAUUGCUGACGCACUUUAUUUUCCUGCUGGGUCUAGCAAUUUGUUUUCUGAUUCUGUCUGGCGCACGCACGAUGUUUCUUUUCAUACGGUCCCAAGUGGGGAUUGUCUGGCCUAUUUUGGUGAGGAAAAGGUUGGUAGGGUUGGCGGUGCCAGAGAUGCCAAGUCUCACAUUUGUGCCAACAUUGUUCCGGUAAAGUUUACUAGGAAUAUCGUACCUCCAACUGGAUCUUUCAAGUUCUCAGGAAAUUCAAUUGACUGGGAUCAGAUUUGCAGACAAGGACCAGAAGCUAUGAGGAAGGUUGAUAAAUCAGCCUUCGCGGUUGGAAAGGGACUACCUGUCCUUUCACAGUCUCUCAAAUUUAUUGCAAAGGAGGCCGUGUUGAAUUCGCAGGCACUUGACUGUCAUGUUCGUUUUGCUCAUUGCUCUUUGACUUCGGUGAAACAUUUAGCCAAGCUUGCUGAUCCUCCCUUUGAGGUGACCAAGCGUGACGAAGAAUUGAUCAAGGACUGUGUCAUAUGUGGCACGUCAAGAAGCAUUAAGAGGUUCACUUCUCCGGAUAAGCAUAUAGCUUCUGAAUCCACGGCUCCGUUAGCCCAGAUUCAUGCUGAUCUCGUCGGUCCCAUAGGUCCUGCCUCUUCAGGGGCCAGGUACAUGCUGAAUAUCAUUGAUGCAUUUUCUGGUUACAUCUAUGCUUUUGCUCUGGAAUCUAAGGAUGAAGCUCCUGGGAAACUUAUCCAGUUCUUUAAGCAGUUUGUGCCCAAAGCUGCUCGCCGUGCUGUUGACGGCAAGGCCACCAAGCUUAUUACUGACAAUGGUGGUGAAUUUAUCUCUGGGACACUUGGAAAAUUUUUAGCAGACUGGGGCGUCAUUCAUAUUUUAACUGCUCCUGAUGAACACCAACAAAAUGGGAAAAUUGAGCGUGCCCACCGCACACUGCGUGAGAUAUCUACUAGAGCCUUGAUGCAGUCGACACUCUGGGCCAAUAUCUACUGGGACUCUGCCUGGCUCUACGCUGUGCAGGUAUAUAAUUUCUCCAUAGUUAAUAAAGCCGGUAUAUCACCUUAUGAAGCCUUUACGGGCAGAAAACCACCUAUAGCACUAGUGCACACAUUUGGCUGCCUAGUUUUUGUCAUUAAAUCUGAGUCUCAGAAACUCAAAGGGACCCUUCAGCCUCGGGGCGAGCCUGCUCUGUAUUUGGGUCCCGACCCGUUAAAUCCUAAGAAUUUUCUAUGCAUUACGAGGAACAAGCGCAUUCGGCGCUGUGUACACGGCAACUUUCGUGACCAUGUCUUGCCUGGCGUUAAAUUUUUUGGCGAAAAGCCAAUUUACGAGGGUGACAUUCUCAUUGACUACAGUGAGGUUGGAAAUCGUGACCCUGACUACAGUGACUCUUCCACUGAUGAAUCAGAAAGUGAAGAUGAAUCUGACUCUGACGACUACUCUCCCACUUCACUCUCUGGUGGUGGUGGUGGUGGUAACUUUGGCUGGACUUAUGUGGGCUCUGAGGGAAGGAGCCACAGAUCCAGCAGAUUGGAGGACCAGGAUUCUACUUCUACACCACCGACACCUAUAACUGAAAACUCUUUUCAACCGUUGGAAGAUGAUGAUGUGGAGCUGGUUGCAGAUGAAUCAAUUAGUGUUGGUGACGACAAAGAUACACUUCAGUCUGAGGACCAUAUAUUGCUCGAAGAUUCUGCUGUUGAUGAUGCUGAUUUGAGAUCGGUGAACUCCAACGUAGCUGGUCGCCCUGGUUCCGAAGAUACUAACGAAGAUUUUUCUCACGAAAAUUCAUUUUCUGAACAUAUGGUAAAGCUCCAGAAAGCCUUUGCUCCAGGAACUCAGUCGCCCUCAGUGGUGGCUCAUCAAACAAGUCCGGUGACUCUUCCCAAACAACUACACAUUUUGGAUGAGGAUGACAGUGUGGAUCUUGCGCUGUCUGGAACUGCUGAACUUACCCGCGAGGCUUCAGCUGUUGAAACCGCUAGCCAAUCUGGUGAUGACAAUCAGGAUGCGGUUGACUCAGAAACCAAUGAUGAAGACAUGGAUGGGUCUGUGGAACAUAUACUGGGUUUCGACGAAUUGGAAGACUCAUCAGAUUCUGAAUUUUCGUCUAGCGACGUUGUCAUGGAUUCCUCUACUAAGUUGGAGGAAGCUCCUGCGAGAGAUGUCGGGGUGCCGCAAGAUUUAGGUGACACUCAAGGUACUGCUACAAGCACAAAUAAUCCUGCCAGCAAUCAACUGGUUUUGGCGGCGGCGGAACUUGCGGAGCCAAGUGGCUGGCUCCUCAGGUAUACGGCAGGAGCUACCGGAGCUACCCCAGCGCCCUCCUCUGAGAGGCUGUUGCUGGGAGCUGGUGGUUCUGAUACUGUUACUACUGCUGCAUCUGGAAGUGGCAGUGAACUGAGAGACACUGCUGAGAAUGAUCGCCCACGCUUACCGCCUGCACCAUCUACUCAGAGGCUCCUGCUAGAGUAUGGGCGAGCAGGGGAUGCUACAAGCUUUGGGGACAAUACAAGCGACGUGCGGCACAGCUCCGUGCAACAAAAUCGACAUAUGCCACUUCCGGCUCCACCUUCGAGACGGUUGUUGUUGGCAGCUCCUCCUCCGUCUUCUUCUGAACAUGAUUCGCAAACUGCUGGGCAAGUAGUUGUUCGACAAACAAGCCAACACUCAGCUCCGGCAGAAGCCCAACAGCCUCUUGCUAAUACUGGAAGAAUUACUAGGUCUGCUGCGGGUACUGCGGGUGCUGCGGGUGCUGCGGGUGCUGCGAGAGUGCCUGCUCCGUCGUCCAGACACCGUCAUCGAGAAGCCUCUCGGGACACAGUUGUUGUUAACAAAAGAUUAGCUGAUUUGAUUGAGCAAAAUGGCUAUUAUGUUCCUAACAGUGCACUUCAGCGGCUGGCGCGAAAAGAAAAUUCUUCAUUAAUUCUAAAUCGCACAAAUCUAAUUACCCGGCCUACUGAUAACCUUCCACUAAAAGUAGUCUCAGAAAAUUCGACUUCAAACUCCUCACCAAGAUUGGAAAAUGAAGCCUCAAAUGGUUCUCCCACAACACCCUCUACCUCUGCUUCUUUGUCCUCGGAAUCAUCUGCACAUUCGGAGCCAGUGGUUACAUCACCAACCUCCUCUGCUGUGACGUCUCCCACAUUAGAAAGUUCUUCUUCUCGUCGUGAUCACCAAACCACUCCUCCCUCGUCAUCGAAUCGCAUGCUGUCGAUAGCACAACGCAAUAUCUUACGCAGUGCAGCUGAGGCCAUCUCAAGAAUCGACUUGGGAGCUUUAAGAAAUAUGCGAAAAAGAAAUCGCUCUACAAGCCCAACCACUACAGCAUCGGGCUUACUUUGGGGCUCUCGCUCUUCCGACCGGCACAGUGACAAACUGAAACUCUCGAACUCUGAGUCAGCUUUGGACUCGGAAUCUAGGUCACUGCUGCAUGGUCUGCCAGCUCGUGAGGGUUCAACACUGAGAGCCCCACACGGCCACCUCCAGGGUACACCGAAUCUUAGAUUCAACCCCACUCCCGAUGCGGUUCCCUUUCUUUCUCACACUCACUCGGCAACACACAAUGUCCCUGCUACGUCAGCAUCAGUAGAUGAGGACUCAGUCGUUAGCACUGACUCGCAGUCCCACUCUCCCGCCUCCACAACCGAAGCUGAUGUUGAGGCUACAAGCGAUGAAAUCUCAAUUGCAGCACCCUACAAUUCUGACUCUCAGGGCUCAUCAGAACACUUAGCUGACGGCAUUGACUUCUUACAUGAAACUUUUGUUUCUUCGCCUGCUGAUGAUGAAAUUAUUUUUGUUGAUGAAUCGGCAAGCCCAUCAGGAGAUCCGUCUGCCGGGGCUGUCGACGAUGUCAUUGGCAUUGGCUGCAUCUACUCGAACUCUGAAGAACCAACUGUGAAAGCCCGCAUGGCGUCUGGAAGACUUGACACACUCAGCGCUAUUAACAUUAAGCUUCCAAUUUUGAGGAAUGACAUCAAAGUGUUAGAAUCUAGCAAACCAGGUCUCUGCUUUACGGCUCCUGAUGUGGAGAAUGUUAGAGCUCUUAUCAGCGACAGAGAUUGGGCAGAUCUUAAGGACCGUCCUGCCUUCAUUCGAUUUUCCGAAUGUGGGACCAACAACAGAGAAGAUAAGCGCUUCUGGUUCGAUGCGGCCUAUUCGGAAUUUGCUGCCAUUGAUGGCAAUCAUGUAUACCAAGUUGUGCCCCUCCCGGCGGGUCGCAAAGCACUUGGCACCAAAUGGGUGCUGAAGAAGAAACUCAACACGGAUGGUUCAAUUGACAAGUACAAGGCUCGUCUUGUUGUUCAGGGGUUUCGUCAAAAGUUUGGUGUUGACUAUGUUGACACCUUUGCACCGGUAAUGAGAUUCAGCACUGUUCGUCUCAUUUUCGCCCUGAGUGCGGCGAAGAACUGCGAAAUGCACCACGUCGAUGUUAAAAAUGCUUUCUUGAAUGGAGAUCUAGAAGAAGACAUCUAUGUCAAGCCACCAACAGGAAUUGACCAUAAUACCCCUCCUGGCAUGGUCUGGAAGCUGAAUAAAAGCUUAUAUGGACUGAAGCAAGCCCCUCUGUGUUGGAACAAGAAGCUUGUUGACAAGUUGGAAGCUCUAGGUUACAAAGCUGCCAAGAAAGAACCCUGUCUCUUUUACAAGAUUAAUGGCAAAGACUUCAGUAUUAUAGGUCUUUAUGUUGACGACAUCUUAACGGCGUCAAACGUACCGGGAGAAUUCGAGCGGUUUUUCAAGGGCCUAUCUGGUUACUUUGCCAUCAAAGAUGAAGGUGGUGUUAACAAAUUCUUGGGAAUCAGAGUCCAAGACUCCGACAGGACGAUAUCUCUGGAUCUGGAACACUAUAUUGCUGACAUGAUUGAGGUUUUCAAAUUGGGUGAUCAAACAGCUAAGUCGAUACCGUUGCCCAAGAAACAUGGCCUUGAUUUCCCACAGGGCCUCGAUGCUCGUCCAGCUAACCAAUCGCUAUAUCGCAGCAUUCUUGGCAAGCUACAGUUUGCUGCUCAGACGGCUCGUCCAGACAUUGCCUAUGCUACAGGCAAGCUUGCUCAGUAUUCGAGUGACCCUAGAGCCAUUCAUAUGGAUAGAGCUUAUCAUGUUCUGAGCUACCUCAAAGGCACUAAGGACCUGGCAAUUGUCUAUCACAAAAAUGUACCAGGCGCCUCUCCGCGGCUUCUGAGAGGCUGGUCAGAUGCCGAUUGGGCAAACGAUCCUGACAGGAAGUCUAUCUCAGGCUUUGCAUUCUCCCACGGUCCUUCAACCUUCUCUUGGAAGUCGGCCAAACAGAAGCUGACAGCAACUUCCACAACCGAGGCUGAGCUGAUUGCCGCUUUUUCUGCCACGUGUGAGGCAGUUUACUUCCGAGAUCUUUUGGAAGAACUUGGUGAAUCUCAACCAACGACUGUCAUCAUGGAGGACAACAAAGGUGUCCUGGAUCUCAUGAAGGACAGCAAACAUCACGAGCGGACUAAACAUAUUGAUACCAAGUACAUGCGCACCAGAGACCAUGUCAAAGCCGGCGAUACCCGUCUUGAAGCUGUUGCUUCAGCAGAUAAUGUGGCAGACAUUUUUACCAAAGCUCUGGCUAAGCCGCAGUUUUUAUAUUUGAGGAAUCUUCUGGGUAUGAGUACCCGUCCUCAAGUUGAGGGGGGAAAUGGACUUGAUGCAGUGCUCGUCUCGUCAAAUAAUACCUCCAUCGUUACGCCGCAGUCAUUUUUGAAGACUCGACGACGCAAAGAUCAAGAGAUUGAAUCUUGA
Magnusiomyces paraingens is the source of this 8757-nucleotide messenger RNA. RefSeq lists its product as uncharacterized. Gene Ontology annotation, molecular function: nucleic acid binding. The record is from RefSeq and is a predicted model, not a curated record. The coding region runs from base 1 to 8757 and encodes 2918 amino acids. The transcript is spliced from 6 exons. Gene Ontology annotation, biological process: DNA integration. Lineage: Eukaryota; Fungi; Ascomycota; Dipodascomycetes; Dipodascales; Dipodascaceae.